AUUGUGGUCUGAAAACCCAAAAGUUGAAAAGGGGCGCCAGCCGCGUAAGCCAUGGCGCGGAAAAAAAAUGUGUGAGAAUUUUCUUUCCAAAAUAAAUAAAUUAAAUUAUAUCAUAAAUUACUUUCGGCGUAAGCGAUGAUAUCAUCAACAUUUUGUGUAUAAAUACCCCAAAAAUAUGUCUGUAGAGGAAAAACUUCAAACUCCAGUAGAAUACGAUUCCUUUAAGACUUUUACCAUAUAUUUUUUUGAGAUCGAUUUCGGAAGAGAGUGGGUUCAAUGGAAAACUCUAGUGCAGAUAAGAAGAGGGUGGUAAUCGUAGGCGGUGGUGCGGCUGGUUCUAUUCUAGCUCGCUCUAUUCAGUUCCUUGCACACGUUGUCCUCAUCGAUGAGAAGGAGUAUUUCGAGAUUACAUGGGGGAUGUUGAGGGCAAUGGUGGAGCCACCAUUUGCUGAAAGGAUGGUGAUUAAUCACUCUGAUUAUCUUAGCAAUGUGGACAUUGUUGCAUCUGCUGCAACUAAUAUCACAAAUGGGAAAGUUUUCACUGCAGAUGGAAGAUCGUUUGCUUACGAUUAUCUUGUUAUUGCCACCGGUCACAAGGAUUCUUUUCCCAAGACUAAAGCUGAGAGGCUCAGUUAUUUUGAAUCAGAAUUUGAAAAGAUCAAGUCUGCUGAUUCAAUUCUGAUUGUGGGUGGAGGUCCCACUGGUGUGGAGCUUGCUGGUGAAAUUGCUGUUGAUUUUCCAGAAAAGAAGGUGACACUGGUGCACCGUGGGUCUAGAUUGCUAGAAUUUGUUAGUUCUAAGGCUUCCAAGAAGGCAUUGGAUUGGUUGAUAUCAAAGAGAGUUGAAGUGCUCUUAGAUCAAUCAGUUAAUCUGGAUGGUAUAACUGACGGUGUUUACAAAACGUCUAAGGGAGAAACUAUAAAAGCAGAUUGCCAUUUCUUGUGUAUUGGUAAACCAGUGGCGUCAUCUUGGCUUGCUGAGACUGUUCUGAAAGAUUGUGUGGACACACAUGGAAGAUUGAUGGUUGAUGAGCACUUCAGGGUCAAGGGUCAUUUAAAUGUCUUCGCUGUUGGAGACAUCACAGAUACCAAGGAGAUGAAACAAGGGUACAUAGCAGAGAAACAUGUCGAUGUGACUGUCAAGAAUUUGAAGGUGUUGCUCGAUGGAGGAAAUGAGAGCAAGAUGGUAAAAUACAAGGGCACUUUCCAAGCUGCACUUGUUUCACUUGGGAGGAAGGAAGGUGUAGCUGAAUUUCCAUUUAUUACUAUCAGUGGAUGCAUUCCUGGGAAGAUCAAGUCCGGGGACUUGUUUGCGGGAAAGACAAGGAAACUCCUUGGACUGAAGCCAUAAUCCUAACCAUUCUUGAAGAUGAAACUUCAUUCAGAAUGUGAAUUUUUCUAUUAUUAUUUUAAGUUCUUUAUUUCUAUCUGUAUGGUUUAGAUGUAUAUUUUGAAUGUACAUGUCAUUACACAAAGUGAGUUUCCGUUAUAAAAAUUGUUAUAUCAUUACGUGUAAUUUAAAGAUGUAUAUUUUGGGGUGUCCAUAUCAUUACUGGGCAAAUAAAUAUUCAUAUAUUUAAGAGGAUUUAA
This is a messenger RNA of Cannabis sativa, 1589 nucleotides long. RefSeq lists its product as uncharacterized. Gene Ontology annotation, cellular component: cytoplasm. The transcript is spliced from 4 exons. Gene Ontology annotation, molecular function: flavin adenine dinucleotide binding; electron-transferring-flavoprotein dehydrogenase activity. Lineage: Eukaryota; Viridiplantae; Streptophyta; Magnoliopsida; Rosales; Cannabaceae. Bases 277 to 1350 code for a protein of 357 amino acids. The record is from RefSeq and is a predicted model, not a curated record.